Setaria italica (foxtail millet) is the source of this 2316-nucleotide messenger RNA. Its product is annotated as putative clathrin assembly protein At5g35200. The transcript has 16 exons. The record is from RefSeq and is a predicted model, not a curated record. NCBI's taxonomy places the organism in Eukaryota, Viridiplantae, Streptophyta, Magnoliopsida, Poales, Poaceae. The coding region runs from base 238 to 1938 and encodes 566 amino acids. Gene Ontology annotation, biological process: clathrin coat assembly; clathrin-dependent endocytosis; vesicle budding from membrane. Gene Ontology annotation, molecular function: phosphatidylinositol-4,5-bisphosphate binding; clathrin heavy chain binding; SNARE binding. Gene Ontology annotation, cellular component: clathrin-coated pit; clathrin-coated vesicle.
CGCCUCCGGGUUGGCCGAGCCGCGAAAGCGACGGGCCCUCCUCCCCCUCCUCUUCUCCUCCUCCCCUCCCCUUGUCCUCUCCUCGCCAAGAACGGGCUCACUCCUCUCCUAUCGCCUCCGCAUAGGGAAGGCGGCUUCCCUUCCCUCCGGCCCUCUCCUCCCCGGAGACUCCUGCUUCUUUCUUCUGAGGAUUAUCCGUUGCGGAGGCCAAUUAGGAUAUCAACUAAGUUAAGGAGAAUGGCAGUUGGCGGAACUCAGCCAACCCUCAGGAAGUACCUUGGUGCCCUCAAGGACACAACGACUGUGAGCUUGGCAAAAGUGAAUAGUGAUUAUAAGGAUUUGGACAUUGCAAUUGUCAAGGCCACUAACCAUGUUGAGCGUCCAUCAAAGGAGAAGUACAUAAGAGAAAUUUUUCUUUCCAUUUCUGCUGCAAGGCCACGGGCAGAUGUAGCAUACUGCAUUCAUGCCCUUGCCAGACGCCUUUCGAAAACACGCAACUGGGCGGUUGCACUGAAGACAUUGAUUGUCAUACAUCGUGCUCUUCGAGAAGUUGAUCCCACUUUUCGUGAAGAGCUUAUCAAUUAUGGCAGAUCUAGGUCCCAUAUGCUCAACAUGGCCUACUUUAAGGAUGACUCCAGUGCAGAAGCUUGGGAUUAUUCUGCAUGGGUGCGCAUUUAUGCUUUAUAUCUAGAGGAGAGGCUCGAAUGUUUCCGAGUGCUGAAGUAUGAUGUAGAAACAGAUCCACCGAGAACUCGGGAUCUUGAUACUGUUGCUUUGCUUGAUCAUCUGCCACCACUACAGCAGCUUCUUUUUCGGCUUCUUGCUUGCCAGCCACAAGGAGCAUCGUCUUACAAUAUUAUAAUCCAGCAUGCACUUUCUAUGGUUGCUUUAGAGAGUGUUAAGAUCUACACCGCCAUUAGUGAUGGAACAAUCAAUCUGGUUGACAAGUUCUUUGAGAUGCAAAGAAACGAUGCUAUUAGGGCACUUGACAUAUACAAAAGAGCAACUAACCAGGCUGAAAGACUCUCAGAAUUUUACGAAGUGUGUAAAACUAUACACAUUGGGCGUGGUGAGAAGUUCUUAAAAAUUGAACAGCCUCCAGCAUCAUUCUUACAGACUAUGGAGGAGUACGUAAGAGAUGCUCCCACGAUGACAAAGGAAAAGGCUGUGCUGGCGAUAGAGUACAAAAAAGAGCCAGAGGAGGAAGAAAAACCAGCUUCACCUCCUCCAGCUCCAGAACCAGAAGCAGAACAAGAACCCGAGCCGGAACCUGAACCUGUCAUAGAGGAACCACCAGCACCUGAACCAGAUUUGCUGGGUCUGAAUGAACCUAGCCCUGCUGCGACUGCAAUAGAAGAGCAGAACGCCUUGGCGCUGGCAAUCGUCCCGAUAGAUGAUGUUCCUAAAGCCGCUCCUACCUUUGAAAACGGAGUGACAGGCUGGGAACUGGCCCUUGUCACCGCGCCAAGUUCAAAUGAAACCGCCGUUGCCUCAAGCAAAAAAUUGGCCGGUGGUCUGGACUUGCUGACACUCGACAGCCUGUACGACGACGCGAACCGGAGAGCGAGCCAGCCGGCGGCGAGCUACAACCCCUGGGACGCCACCCCGGCGGCCCCCGCCCCGAUGCUACAGACGAUGGCGCCGGCGAUGCAGGACCCGUUCUACGCCUCCAGCGGGUACGCGGCGCCCCACGCCGUGCAGAUGGCCGCCAUGGCGCAGCAGCAGCAGGCCUUCCUGCUGCAGCAGCAGAUGAUGACGAUGGCGGUGGCACCGCCGCCGGCGGCCGCCGCCGUCCACCACCACCCGAUGCCGAUGCAGCAGAACCCCGCGAACCCGUUCGGCAACCCCUUCGCCCCCGCCGGCGCCCACCACCCCUACGGCGCCGCCGGCAUGCCGCUCCACGCCGGGCCCGGCAACGCCUACACGGGGCUCAUCUAGCGUCAAAUCCCCGGGCGGUUGGUUUCUUCUUGGUCGCAUUGUUACGCGUAGCACGAGGUGCACACCAUUCUUUUUGUCCAAGGUUUUCUUGUUGCCAUUGUGAGGAGGAAAUUUGUAGCAGCACACGGACAGGCACAGGGUAGAGUCGCAGUCGCUGGUCGUAUAGCGUCGAGAGCUGGCUGGGGUGUAUAGUAGAGAAGGUGAUUUGUAUGAUACGUAGAGUUUGAUCGUUUCUGAUCAUCAUGUGCAGUGGAGAGUCGAAAUUCUUGUUGCCAGGGGACACAGGAACACGUUGAAGGUUGGUAUUGGAUUAUUCUUGGAUAUACGGAGUUGAAUAAUGCAACAUUCUUUAUACUAGUAGCAGUUGACUUUGUGAAA